CCCGGUGGAGGAAGUUGGCGAUUUCACGAGAUUUCUCGCGUGCCUGAAAAGCAUUAAACAGCUGUUUGAGUGAAUUAUUUGUUUAUAUCGGAUAAAUUGCAAAGAUGCAUCGUUUUAAGGCUUCCAAAUAUCGAAAUGCAGCUCCGAAGAUUCCUAAGAAAGAGGUAGGUACCGCUGUUGUUCACGAUCUUUGCUUCAAUGACGAUUGUCAGUCUACGUACUUCACAAAUUUCAGUUUACCUUUUGACUUAUGUUCAGUUCUUUUCUUUUUCAUAGACUACUUGCGUUCGUAGACAAGCAGUAUAAUUACUUAAGAUAUUAGGGUUUGAGAGCACCGAUACGAAACUAAACUAAGGCAAUUUCAUUUUAUCUGGCAUCUAAGAUUAAAUGCAAGAAAUAAUGCUAGACUGCAAUCAUCGUAAACCUUGGAAGUCUAUUAUGCUGCAAAUGUUCAGCAGUUGAAGGCUUUGUUUUAAAACUUGACCAUAGUGUGUUAGAGCCUCGUAUGCUUAUUUAAGGGCUAUGUUUAAUUUUUUAGCUCAACUCUGCAGUGAAUCACUAAGUCAAAUCCAUUUCCUGGGGUCCAGGGGGGUGGGGCAGUUAUUUGAUGCAAGCCAGAUAGGAGUGGAGAUGGUGUGUUCCCAGUAAGUGUGGGGUUUGUAAAUUAUAUAUAGGGAUUUUAACAGGAUUUCAAUUAAUACAUCAUAUAUGAGAGCUUGCUGCCAGCAAACUUGGCCAAUUGCCACAUGAGGUUUUCUCAAGGGAAGAGCAGUCAAAACUCUUGGUGGUUUGAGUGAUCCUUUUAUAGAGCACAGUGUCUAUGAAUAUUGCUUUGAACACAUUAUAUACUUGACCAAACAAUAUACCUGUUUUCUAGGAGUCCAUUACUGAUAUAAGAGUUGGAAACCUAAUGAGCUCCCAUGGAAAUCACAUCAAAGCAAGUGACAUCUUCAUGGCAUUCAAUGUGGAUGCAGGAGGUAAGACUUAUCACACCAUCUAUUUUAACCUUUAUUGAAAAUUGCAUGUUGAAAAAACAAAGAUAAUAAUUGCCUCUAUAACUUGGUUGUUUUUACUUGAUUCAAGAACCAGCCACUUUGUUUUAGGUCAUGGAAAACAGGCAGAAAAGAUGUAGAAAAAUUUUUAUUAAGUGAUUAAAUUUUCUCUUAAGAAGUACAGAAUACAAACCUUGCAGAAGUAGGGCAAUGUAAAAAUUUGGUAAUCGCCAUUUACAGAGUAUAUUCAUCCCUCAGGUGGAGGAAGUCUUGGUGUUCUUCCUCUUGAAGAGGUAGGAAGGAAGGAACAGUCACUGCCUUUCCUCCAUGCUCAUGCAGGUACAUCUAUUAUUAUUAUCAUUAGAAUUAUUAAUUUUAUUGGUUGCUAGAUGACAUUUUCCUUGCUCUGUUGUACAGCUUUGCUUGAACAUUUUCAAACAGUCAUUUGAUCUGGAGAGGAAGUUAUCUCUUUUACUUAGUCUGUUUUUUUUUAUUGGCCUUUUCCUCUUGUUCAGAUUUUGUGUCUGACCUGGACUUUUCACCCUCUGAUGGAAGGCUUCUUACAACUUGCUCUUUUGACUGUUCAGUAAGUUUAAUUUUUUUUUAAUUCUGUGUCUGAAAAUUUAUUAACCACAAGCUUGUGGAGGCUGCUUAAACUGACAACUUGAUGAGAAGAAGGCAGUUGCCUGUGAUAUUUUUAAGAAGUUUAAAAAUAUUCUAAGAUUACAAAAUUUUCAUUUUUACUGCCUCCUUGUUAAAUGUCCAAAUGGACCAGGCUCAAAAUAUCUGUUGUAACUCUAGUUCUAUUUUCUAUCUGGUUUGCAGAUUAAACUGUGGCAAAUUCCAGAGGAAGGCAUAAAAGAGACUCUGUCUGCACCACUUUGUACUCUUCCACAGCAGCCUGUAAGUUACAACAUCAGUUAUAAAACUUUAAUAUUUCUAUAACUGCAAUUCAAUCCCUUCUCCCAUUAUAAAAAGAUACAAAACAACAACAAUGUAUAGGAAAACAUCAACAACCCAAUUGCUAAAUGGCUUUAAAAAAUUCCUUGGGGUGAACAAAAAAAUGUCCAUAGUGAUUAUGAGUUUACUUUUUUUAUUACUUUUUUUGUUACUCUCUUUCUAAGGGUCGCGUAGAAAAUGUGCUGUUCCAUCCUGCAGCAAGUGAGGUAUGGUAUGAUUGGUAAUAUUAAAUGAAAAGACUUGCACAAGAAAACAUUUUACCUUAUUUAAAUCUGCAUCUUUUUUUAUUACCUACCGUAUAUGGAAUCAUAAAUUUUAAAAAUACGAGAUUUCAUUCACGAUUAUAAAUCACAAAAUACUCUACUGUUUGUGUGAUUUUUUCUAUGAUUUUGCUGAUUGUUGGAAAUAGGUACUAGCUAGUUCAUCUGGAAAGUCUGUCACCAUCUGGGAUCUACAGAAACAGCAGCUGAACUACAGUCAGUAUAAUAUUAUGCAAUAAGAGUAGUAUUACUAUUUAACUAAAAUAAUAAUUUAAUAUUUCAUAAUACUCUAUAUGAGCUACAUGCAUUUAUAUGACACAAUUAAUCAAAGGGUUUAAUAUAGAAGUGAUCCUUGAAUGAAAGUGACUUAACUAGUAGUGAAAAAAAGUGCAGUGCACAUUAUAUGAUUUUCAUAUAUUUACAGUCAUGUAUUCACCACUUGGAGGUUUUAUUUGUAACUAACAUAAUGAUCAGCUCCCAGUUGGUUUGUUAGCUCAGUUGGUAGAGCACUGCUCCGGUAUUGCAGAGGUCAUGAGUUCAAAUCCCAUACAGACCUGAAUUUUUUUCAAGCCUUAUUUUCACUACUAGUUAAGUAGUAUUCGUGACUGUGAGGAUUAUUUCUACAUCCAUUUCUUCAACAGCAGUAUACAUAUAUGAUUUUCUUAUAUUUGCAGUUGUGUAUUAAUCAAAGGGUGUUUUAUCAUUUCUUGUUUGGGUACAGAUUUGGAAAACCAUCGCGACUUGGUUCAAAGUUUUUGCUGGAAAGGGGAUGGUUCUUUAUUGGUUACAUCCAGCAAGGUCAGCUAUUUAAAAGACAGUGUUAUAUUUCUAAUUUUAUACCGGAUAAGAAUUUCAUAUCAUUUUUAUUCUGAUAAAGUACAUUUCUACAAUGACAUCAUUCUUCUAACCUUUACUUUCUCAGGACAAGAAGGUACGCAUCCUAGACCCACGUGGAAAUUCUGUUGUUGCGGUGAGUGAACAAACUAACAAUUGGUUCAUACAUCAGCGUGUGUUCAUUGAGAUAUGAAGCACACGGGAAGUUUGGAGAGCACAAAAGAUGCAUAAGAGUUGCUCAAGGUGUAGCCGAGAGCAACUCUAGCUUCUUGAGUACUCUCCAAACUUCCCAAGUGCUUCAUAUAUCAAUGAAUGCACAGAUGAUGUAUGAACCAAUUGUUUUAUAAUAUUUUCAACCUGAUGGAAAAUGUUUUUUCUCGAGGGAUUUGUUUGCUGAUGUCAUGAGCGUGCAUAAUAGGAAUAUGAAGCAUACUUGUUCAAUUGAAUUUGAUUAGACAAAUUUGCUGGCUAUGUUAUAAUAAAUAUUGAAUAAUAUUGAUAAUGGUAAUGAUGUACAUGCACAUAACAUGUAUUAGCUAGUCCCAUUAUCAAGGGCCUCACUCACUUUGUGUUUUAGACAAAGAUUUGUAUGAUUAUAUUUUCAUUUUGAAAGAUGAAGUAUUUAGUGUUGAUAGGAAUUAACAAAAAUAUUUCAAAACUAAGUGACUGUGUGCUGUGUUUGCAGGAAUGUGAAGGCAUGGAAGGAAUCAAGGACUCAAGAGUGCUGUGGCUGGGAAACACAGACAAAAUUAUAACCGCAGGUUUCAGGCAGGUGAGAAUAUUACUUAGUUUAGCUGAAAGAGUCUUUUGAAAACAUGAGACAUUUCUAAAUUACUCUUUCAACAGUCUCGCACCCGUGAAGUUGUUGUUAGGGAUGUGAAAAAUAUAUGCAGUCCAUUACAGAGGAUGAGCUUUGAUACAUCAUCUGGGUAAGUGAACUCAAAGUUUAUUGCCAUUUUAAACUUUCCUAGCUGUUUUUUUACAAAAUCAGAUUUGAAAUCUAAGGUGAUAAAGAACAGAUAUAGCUGUCAAAACACAAGUUUCAAUUGCAGGAUAAUAGUGAGUUUUUAAAUUUCACUUUCUUUAACAAACGGUUAUUUUAAUAAACAGCUUUUGUAAACUUUUCUUAAAAAAAUUGUGCAUAAUUCAUUGUUCUGUCUGACACUCAAAUGGAACAAGCACUGUCUGUGACUUUAGGUAUUGCCAAACAUUCCACACCACACAUUUAAUCCAAGCAGUGUAAUUCUAUGGCCAACACUCUCAUCUCUUUUUUUUAUCCACACAACUUUUGUACAUGCAGAAUUCUGAUGCCAUUUUUUGAUCCAGACACCAACAUGUUGUUCUUAGCUGGGAAGGUAUUAUUGUGUAUACCUUAUUAUUCUUGUAUUUGUUUUUACCAUCCAUUAUUACCACAUUGUCUUAUGUCCAAAUUGUAAUUUUAAUACUUGUUUGGUGACAACAUGUUCUAAUACAUACAAGGGGUGCAUUAAACUAUUUACAUGACUAACUAACUUAACACACUCCAAACAGCACUUGACGUUGUUUAUUUAAUGCCCUUUUACUCCCCAAAUCUCAAAAAGUUGAGAGUAAUUCUUCAUGCUGUCUCCAUUCAUUUCCUACAAUGGUAGUUGUGAGAAUUUGGUGUCAAAUCAUGAUACCCCCUGAUAUUCUUUUUCAUUCUUAUGUCCUGAUUUAUGUUAUAUUAAAAAUAUCUCGCAAAUGAAAAUGAGAGAGUUGGUAGUCAUAUUUGAUUCAAUGAGCAGCGUACAUGAAGUAAACACAGCUUUGUGGGUGGUUUCCCCCCUUUCAAUCCAGUACAUAAUGGACUCUUGUUAUUGUGACCUAAUCCAUUUGUUUAUUUUAUCUCUCGUUGCACUCAGGGUGACUCUUCAAUCCAGUAUUUGGAAGUAUCUGAUACUGCCACAUCAUUUGUUACUUCAGGUAAUUGAGAUAAAUAUCUCAACUAAACAUGCUCAUUACAUAAAGUGACAUUUGUUAAAAAAAUAGUAUUCAUUGCUUAACUGUCAGUGUCACUACUCUGUUCUGUAGUGUGAGCUAACUUCCUAAGCUUUGAUUGAUCCUGUGCCAGUGGUAAUGAGUGUGAACUCAAUAUUAAUGCCUUUGUUUCUUUAUGAUACAGUUAGAGUAUUGAAAUUUCUACUGAUAUAAAAUUUUCUGUACUAUUUCAAGUGUCAUCACAGGUGAUGGACCAACAGCACAAAGGUAUGGCCAUUGUACCUAAACUUGCCAUGAAUGUAAUGAAAUGUGAAGUGGUACGACUUCUUCAGCUAACAAAAUCAUCAGUGGUCCCUAUCAGUUACUGUGUGCCACGAAAGGUAAAGAAAUAAUUGAAUCAUGUAACUCAUGACUGAUUUGUUUGUCCGUUUCUUUAUUGUCUCCUUGUUUGUUUAUUUGUUUUACUGUUCUAUCAUCAUUUCUCUCAUUCAUUUUUUCACCUUUUUGGUUUGGUCCUUUGCCCAAUUUGUCUUUCUAUUUUUCUUUCUUUCUUUGUUCUGCCUCUGCAUUCAUUUAACUUGAUACUCAGUCAAUUAAUUUUUUUAUUGAAGUCUUACAGGGAUUUUCAUGAAGACUUGUUUCCUGAUACUUUUGCAAGAGAAGCAUCCAUGACAGCAGAAGAGUGGUUCAGUGGAUCCAAUAACCCUGUAAGUUACAGAGCAUCAGAUCCUUGUGUUAUUCAUGUAUACUUCAUUUGUAGUUACCUUAAUAGAGAUGAUAAAUCUGACCUGCUUUGGUAAUAAGGAACAAAGUCAUUUAUAUUGUCACAGGCACAGAAAGAAGAAAACAUCUGAAUCUUCCUGUGUGUAGUUGACUGGAGUUAGUGCUAAAAAGGCAUGUUUUUCCCAACAGUUAAGGAGAGUUUCUCUUGAUCCAUCAAAACGACAAAUGGAAUGUCAAAAAACAACAACAGCACAAGAAAAACCACAGAAACCCACACUCAAGCCAAAACCAGCAACAGAAAGUCAGAAACCAAGUGUUGCUGUAGAAAAGGUAAGUUAUUGUAAGUUCUUUCCUAACAUUACAUUAAACUAUAUUCUAUUUCAAUUUGUAGUAAGGUAAUAAAAUGUUUACACUGCAUGAGAAAAGACUCGGGUAUGUGUCAUCCCUACCAAGUGACUCAACAAAGACCUCUAGCUAAUCCAUUAAGAAUUGUAACAAUGGGAAUGUAUGUGGAUUCUUAAUGGCAUGACCUGCCAUUCAACAACUUAAAUAGAGUGUAAAGAGAUUACCUACAUAGUGCAAUAUUGAGUAAUUAGGAGGUAUCUUUGUUAUUGUUGUGUUUAAGCAUUCAACAAGUGAGUCCAGAGAAUCACCAAAAGAAGAAGCUAAUUCUCAACAAACUCAACAAACCAUCAACAAAUUAACAUCAUCUGCUGGUCCUGAGGCAGAACCUUCAACAAAGCCACGAAAGACUUUCACAGCUGCACGUACAUCAAAAUUCAGACACCUUCAUGGCACUCCCAUGCACAAAAGCAAUAAUAUAGACAAUGUACGGAAUUUGAGCAUAUCAGUACUAGCAGACUCUGAUGGUUUUCAAGUCAAUCAGAAGUUUGCCGCUUUUCCUUUAUCAGGACCUGGAGGCCAAAUAGCUGUGGUCCCUGUAAGUAAUCCAUCAAACAUGCAUUUGUAUCUGUCCAGGCCAACUUUUUUUAAUGAAUUUAAUUGCAGUGAAUUCCUUUGCAUGGGGGAGGCUUUGGUUGCAGAUGAGCUGUCACCAAGGUGCAAUUGAAGGAAAACCCCUGACCGUUUUUGAACCAAUUUUAUAGAUAUAAUGCAAAUAAUGGCUAGUGGCUUCAAAGACAGAGUUGGGGAGAAGCAAAACUGACUUUUUUCUUAGAUUUUUUAUUUCAGUGGCAACCAUCCUGAAGACCAUUUUCAAUCAUUGGAGGUCUUCUUGUUGAUAUAUGUUAUUAUCAUGAUUAUAAAUUAUAGCUUAUUUUUAUUCUCUUUGUUAUUUAAAUUAUUGUUUUUAUUAGAGACACUUAUAAUAAGUUAUCUCACAAUGUGAUCAAAUUUCUGUUUUCAGUUAGAUAAGCCCGGCCGGCUUCCUGAUUCGGGCCUGCCUGUAAUUCAGUGUGGUAGUGGUGUGCUGGAUUUUGCCAUGGACCCAUUUAACAAACAGAGACUAGCAACUGGUGGGUUGGGUACAUCUUAUUUAUAAGUGAGGGUCAGAAAGUGAUCCAGGCGGUCCAUGCUCUCUCUAAGCUUAUGCUGGUAUUAAGGAUGAAGCAACUGAAAGUAUUGGUACUCCCCCUGAAUUUCGUGAGGCUUACCUGACAGUUGGCUACCAUUGUUAUACUGUUGGGUGGACUGUUUUGCCUUAAGACACAAGAUGAUGACCUGGGUAGGUCUUGAACUCAUACCUCUUAAGGUGGAGGUCAAUGGGCUUGUUGUUAAGCCACUUUUUCUGCUGGGUAUAAUGUUGACGAAGUCAAAUGUAAUCAUUUAAUAAACUGAUGUGAAACAACUUGACAGUUGGAAUUGAUGCACUUCGUUGUAUAUCAUGUGAUUGUAUGUCGAAGGGCUUUGUUUUUUUUUUGUCAAAUACUUUUUCUGCAUAUUUGGAUGCAUAACUAAUAAUGUUCUAUAUUUGUUUAUCUUUCAGCCUGUGAAAGUGGUUUUGUUACUGUGUGGGAAGUACCCAAUGAUGGCUUGACAGAAACUAUUAACAAUCCAUUUGUGGUUUUGAAAGGUUAUUUUGCAAAAAUCAUUUUAGACAUCUAUGAAUCUGUUUAUUUUUAAGCCAACCAGCUGGCUAACAAACCACUCAAUCAAAUUUGAUCUGAUACCUUCCAAAACUUGACUGGUUAAACAACUAUUUUUGUUAUAAACAUUUAAACAAAUUCAUCAAUUUAGUUUGUUUCUUCUUUUGUUUUUAAUAUUACAGGUCAUAAUGACAAACCAAACAUAGUAAAGUAUCACCCCACAGCCAAAGGUGUUCUGGCAUCAGCAGCUAUGGAUUUAACCAUCAAGAUCUGGGAUGUUGACAAAGCUAAAGAUCUAAUAACGCUUAAAGGACUUACUGAUUCGGUAAGGAUCCUAAACACUUACUGGUACAUCUGCUGCCAAAGAAACAGCUAUUUUCCAUUUUCCUUUUCUGGGAUGAAAUGCAAAUUCUUGUGUUUAUGAAAAUCUUUAAAGGUUGCAGAGCCAAGCAUCCUGUGAACUAAAUGUGUAUCAAUAUUUCAUAAGAGAAAAAGUUGUAGUGAAUACCUUUGUAAGUUUUAACAAACAUUUUUUAACCAUCUACACCAAACAAAAAUUUUAUCAUCUUGAUAGCACUUAAAGACUUUUGAUCCUAUGGUUGCUAGCUUUUUAUGAUAAAAAUAAAUGUAAGCAUACCAAGUGAGCUGAUGAUUAAAAAAGGAAAUGAAAAACUUGAACAGUCAAACAAGCUGAUUAUCAAAAGUCUUUUUAGGUUUUUAGCUUGAGUUGGAAACCAGAUGGAACAAGACUAGCCACUGUGUCAAGAGAUAACAAGAUCAGAAUAUUUGACCCAAGAUCUCAAGUUUCGCCUCUACAGGUAUUAUUCAUUUAAAAUAUUAUCUGGGUGCAAGGAGAUUUGUCUGGACAAUCUUCCACCAGAGAGAGCCUCAACUAGUGUAUUUUGUAAUUUAAAAUUGAGCAUGAGCUCUGUGAGAGGAGUGCUGGCUCAGUGGAUAGUAUGUUGCAGACAGGUUUGAUGCUGGACUGAGCAGUCGUGUUGUCUCCUUGAGCAAGAAAGUUUACUGUGACCAUGCCCCUUUCCACUCAGGAGUGUAAUUGGAUACCUGCAAACUGUCAUGGAAACCCGAGGAAAUGUUGGGGCUACCUUUGCUGGAUUAGUAUUGCUUCCAUGUAGAGAAGCAUCUCCCCCAGUGGCCUCAUGCUACAGAAAGCAGAGAUAAUCAAUGGCAGUUGUGUUCAAUUGUUUUCCCUCACCUCCAUAAGCACAUCAACAAUGUUCUUGGUCACACCCUAGGGGAGUUGUUCAGCUGGUGUACCUUCAUGUAAUCUGAGUCCAGCACUGUUGAUUUUUUUUGUAGAUAUUGUUAUUUAUAGUGCAGCCUAUAUUUGAUCAAAGAGUUAAUUUCUUUUUUUUAGACAGGAACAGGACCUGAAGGGAGCCGUGGAGCUCGUGUCUUCUGGGGAGGUCCAAGUGGGGACUGGUUAGUGACCACAGGAUUUGGCAAGUAAGUUGACAUAUAUACCUCACCUUAAAGACAAAAAGCUAUUUGCUGUCCACCAGAAUUGUAUGUCAAGAAGUAACUCAUUAAAGACACUGAAUAAACAUGAUUUUCAUUUUUUACAUUAUGCUAUUACUUGCCUUUCUCAAUUAAAUGUCCAGUAAAGACCACCUGGAUGGAUAUUUUCACCUUUUAAAGAAAAAAAGUGUGGCUAUUUUGACUUAUGUACUUGGCAUUUUUGCCUAAUAUUCUUUUCUUGUACUUAAAUUUGUUUGGAGGUUUUUUUUGUUUGUUACAUAUAUCAGAGCAUGAAAUUGCACCUAAUACAGGUGCCAAUGCGACUAAAUUUUAUCACUUUGGCAACCAAAUCCUGAAAAUUAGUUGCCAAAUUGGCGACUAGAAUGUUUAAUCAUAACCUUACCUAGAGAUAUAGUGAAUUAAAAAGAUUUGCAAAGAUAAAUCCGCAGCGAACUUCCUCUUUAAGUUUGUUUUCAAAUUGCAAUACAUGCAUCUUGAUCAAUAACUAGACACCAUCUUGGAUUUAGGUUAGCUUGAACGUUGCAUAUCAUCCAUCCUAGUGUCCACUUUGUAGCACAUUGAAGAUCUUUUCCCUAACUUAAUUUCUAGAACAAUGACAGCAGAAAAAAAGGUUUUGUUUGUCUUUGAAAAUGGCAACCAACUUUUUUUGAAUUGGCUACCACUUUGAAGAAUUUAGGAGCCAAGUGGAUAUCAGAAGAAAAAAAUUACCGUAAUUUCCGGUCGAUUACCCGCGGGUAAUCUGUUGAUUUUGCAUUAAAUCCGCGCCACUGCGGGUAAUAGGGAGGUGCGGGUUAUGUGACAAUUUUAAAUUCUUCUGGAAGUUGAAUUGAAAAAAUUUCUCACCUACCUGCGUUUCCACCUCUCAAAUGAAUUUUAUUGUAUCAAAAGUGCCACAAAGCGGCACGAAAACAUGAUGCCAACUCGAGUUUAUUUCACGCAUAAUUAGUUGCGUGACAAACAAAUUUUUAUCGGCACGCGUGAAAACAAAACCUUGAUGGUGACAAAAAUAAUCCAAGGAUAUCCGGCGCAUCAGUAACAAAUUUCCAGUUUUCACUAGCUUGAGCUAAAGAGAAUUUUCCCGUUUUAAGGGACUUGUUAGGCCCAGUAGAACAGGAGAUAUCGAUUUUUUGAGAAAUUGCCGACAGUAAUUUUAAAUCCCAAAUGCAUCACCAGAAUGUUGAAAAUAAUAGGUGCGAAACUUAACUAAUUUCGCGCUGAAAAAGUAUUUUAACGACAAAUGAACAAUGGAUAUUGCUCAUUACGCUCCUACAUGCUAUAAAAAGGUAACUGACUGAAUAAGAAUUAUAAACCUCGAUCAUUCGCGAUAAGUGUAUCCACGAGUCACCAAUUAAGUUAAAAUGCCUGCUGUGAAACGCCCACGUCACAGUUUUACGUUUGAUUAUAAGCUUAGAGUAAUAACUCUUGCCGAUGAAAUCGGUAAUAGAGCAGCAGCAAUAAUCAAUCAAUAAAGUAUAAGCUAAUAUUGACACAGAAUUGUGCACAUGUCUGAAUCGAAAGACUGAAAUGUAUCGCCUUAAUGUCACGUUUUCGCCACCGAAAAAGUUGAAUAACAACGUGCGGGUUAUCCACCGGUGCGGGUAAUCCGUUGACUUUUUUUUUCGCCGUAUGCAAUAAUCGGCCGGUGCGGGUAAUCGGCCGUGCGGGUAAUCGACCGGAAAUUACGGUAAUAUCACACCUGUGUAUAUAUAUUUCAAUAUGCAGCUUUUAACUUUUUUCAGGUUUAGCUGUUCAGGGGUAAUGUGAAUUUUCUUCUUUUUCUCUGCAUUAGAUCAAGCAUAAGAAUCAUUAGUGUUUAUGACAGUUGUGAUCUGUCUAAAGUUUUAUCAUCAGUGGAGGUGGAUGCGGCACCCGCUACCCUGAUACCUUUCUAUGAUGAAGACUCCUCUGUCAUGUUUCUAUCUGCUAAGGUAUAUGUAUAUAAUAUAAUAUAAAUAUGCUGUGUUAAAAAUGUCAGCAGUGACAAGGACCAUGCACUUCCAAUAAACAAUCUGUAUUGGCACUUUCAUUUCUAUAAUUAUGAAACUCCACGAGGAAGGUUGUGGUGAAUAAGUUGAGAUGUGGUGCAAGGAAAUUUGUACAUAUCAGUCAGAUAAAUAGGUUUGUGCCUGUCAGACAACAGAUGGAGCCAUAUCCUGUUAAGCAGACUAUUUGAGUUUAUGGUAUGGAACUGUGUAGGAAAAUAAAUUUUGGUAUAUUUCAUUUCCAACAAGAUAAAUGGGCUGAACUAGCAACAAAUGCCUUACCAUGUGAAUUACCUUUUCAGGGUGAAACUACAAUAUUUGCUUAUGAAGUCAGUGAAGAGCCACCUCACUUGAAUGAAUUGUCACACUAUGGGACAAAGAACCCUUACCAGGUGAUGAAUUUCUGUAUAUACUGUUACAGUGAAUAAGUAACACAUGUAGACACCACAUACUCAUUAAUAUCAUCAAUAACUUAAUAUUUUAUUCUUAAAAUAAUAUUUUUACUUUUGCAUUUAGAUUGGUUUUUGAUUGGUUAAAAAAGUUUUUUAGUACCAUUUAAACUCUUGAAAACCAUUAACCCUCUGCUCCCAAGGAGUAACUAGCAUCUAAUAAUUUACUCCUUAAAAUAUCACUCUUGAAUCAAACAUUAAGGUCACAAAAAUAAAGGAAAGGAUCACUAACUAAAGAAGCUCUUGAUUGUUAUAUAAAUUCUCCUUGUCAACACCUAAGGAAAUAUACAGAGAACAGUUUGGAGAAUAUGCAUACUGAUGUUGGGGUGUAAGAGGUUAACAAGUUAUCAGUAAGCACAGAUACUUUGACACUAUGUCAAUUUAUGAAAUUAUACCUAUUUUAAGCAAUAGUCUUCAGUUAUUGUUUGAUAACUUUCAUGAUUUUAAUCAAUAGAAUCUGAAUUACGUAAUAUUCAUGUUUCCAACAGGCAGUGGCCUUUCUACCUAAGACUGUUUGUGACAUAAAACAAGUGGAGUUUGCCAGAGCUGUUAAGUUGAACAAGACGUCAAUUGACUUAAUUACAUUCCAGGUUCCUCGAGUGAAGGCUAGUGCAUUCUCUUGCUAUAUUAACAAUAUGUAAAUGUUUGUUCUAAGUGGAGAGAAAUUUUAGUGAUUAGAACAGUAACAUCUCUAGCAGUUAAUUUAGAGGAGCAGGUGUUAGUAGUGAUUUAAUUUUCCUUUUCAUUAUCAGAUGGAAUACUUUCAAGAUGACCUUUUCCCAGACACCAGAGUAUGGUGGGAGCCUUCAGUGACUAGUGAUAAGUGGUUCACUGGUGAAGAUAAAACACAGAGAACAAUGUCACUCAGACCAGAUGGCAUGAAAGCAUGUGUGUAAAUAAUCAAUAAGUGUAGUUACCAUGCAUUAUUAUUGUUUACUACAGGUCAGAAUAUGAUUUACUUCAUUCAUUUUAGAUCAAAUUUACUAAUGGAGAACCAACCCUAAGCAAAAUUUGCCUUCCUCCAACAUGUAGCAUUGUAGUGCUGUUGGCAGUAAUGUCCAACUAAGUAAGUCAUCCAGAGGGAAAUCAUAGAGAAGUGCAUUCCAUAUCAAACAAAUUACACUUAAGGGUAACCUCUUUUUCAUGUCAAAAAAGUGAUUAAUUUAGUUUCUAGAAAAUAGGGAACAUAGUCAUCAAUUUUUUUUCUUUUGUUUUGCCUGUGCUUGUUGGCAAGGAUUUUUUUUCUUCACUUUACAGACCACUGCUCUUCAUAACCUUAAUUCAUUUGUUAUUGGGUGAACAUUACUAUUUUAAUACAAGGUUGUUGUUCUCUCUCCUUAUCUGUGGCAGUGAGUGAAGCACCCAAACCAGCCCCUAUUGCCAGGAAGUACGACAGUAGACAUGAGCUGGAGGAGGUGAAGUCCAUCGAACAGCAGAAAGAAGAAGUAAGUAAAACAAACUGUUCACUAAAAAAAGAAAGAUUGCUAAAAUAAAUGAAAGUGUCUCUUAUUUCUUCAGUUCUUUACAGUUAAUUUUUAAUAAUUGAAAAUUAAAUUGGUUUUAUAUAUUUAUUUUCAGCUUUUGAACUCUAUGGUUGACAAAUUAGGAAAUUACGAUGAUGAUCCUUUGCCUCAGGAUCUUCAAGAAGGAGUGGAUGAUGAUGAAUGGGUA
Messenger RNA from Pocillopora meandrina, 13372 nucleotides. The record is from the annotation of a GenBank genome assembly. NCBI's taxonomy places the organism in Eukaryota, Metazoa, Cnidaria, Anthozoa, Scleractinia, Pocilloporidae.